AUGCACACUACUGCGCGCCCCGCCACGCCACGCCACCCGCCACGCCACACCAUCCGCCACCCGCCACGCCACCCGCCACCCGCCACGCCACACCACCCCCGCCACCCGCCCCGCCACGCCGCGCCACCCGCCACGCCUCGCCACCCGCCACGCCACCCGCCCCAGCAUGCCACCCGCCACGCCAUACCACCCGCCACGCCAUACCACCCGCCCCGCCACGCCACCGGCCCGGCACGCCACCCGCCCCACCACAACACCCGCCCCGCCACGCCACCUCCGCCACGCCACCCGCCCACCACACCACCCGCCCCACCACGCCACGCCACCCGCCCUGCCCCGCCACCCGCCCCCGCCACGCCACCCGCCCCGCCACGCCACCCGCCACGCCACGCCACCCGCCACGCCACACCACCCGCCCCCGCCACGCAACCCGCCCCGCCCUGCCCCGCCCCGCCCCGCCACCCGCCACGCCACGCCACCCGCCACGCCACCCUCACCACGCCACGCCACCCGCCACGCCACGCAUCCCGCCACCCACCCGCCACGCCACCCGCCCCGCCCUGCCACGCCACCCGCCCCGCCACGCCACCCGUCCCGCCACCCACCACGCCACCCGCCCCGCCACCCGCCACCCACCACGCCACCCGCCCCGCUACGACACCGACCACGCCACCCACCCCGCCACGACACCCACCACGCCACCCAUCACGCCACCCGCCCCGACACCCACCACGCCACCCGCCCCGCCACGCCACGCGACCCGCCACGCCACCCGCCACGACACCCACCACGCCACCCGCCCCGCCACCCGCCACGACACCCACCACGCCACCCGCCCCGCCACCCGCCACGACACCCACCACGCCACCCGCCCCGCCACGACACCCACCACCCACCCCGCCACGACACCCACCACGCCACCCGCCCCGCCACCCGCCACGACACCCACCACGCCACCCGCCCCGCCACCCGCCACGACACCCACCACGCCACCCGCCCCGCCACCCGCCACGACACCCACCACGCCACCCGCCCCGCCACGACACCCACCACCCACCCCGCCACGACACCCACCACGCCACCCGCCACGCCACGCGACCCGCCACGACACCCACCACGCCACCCGCCCCGGCCCGCCACCCGCCCGCCCCGCGCCACGUUCCGCCACCCGCCCCCCCCCCGCCACACCACUCGCCCCGCCCCGCCACUCCACCCGCCCCGCCACACCACUCGCCCCGCCCCGCCACUCCACCCACCCCGCCACACCACCCGCCCCGCCACGACACCCGCCACACCACCCGCCACGCCACACCACCCGCCACGCCACGCCACCCGCCUCGCCCCGCCACGCCACGCCACCCGCCCCGCCACGCCACGCCACCCGCCCUGCCACGCCACCCGCCCCGUCCCGCCCCGCCACGCCACCCGCCCCGUCCUGCCACCCUUACCUCGCCACCCCACACCACUAUCCACCAAUACCCUUUACGACCCACCAGUACACUUAAUGAACUCGUGUCGUCCAGUACCGGGUUAUCGGGCCGGGAAUGA
Procambarus clarkii (red swamp crayfish) is the source of this 1548-nucleotide messenger RNA. The record is from RefSeq and is a predicted model, not a curated record. Lineage: Eukaryota; Metazoa; Arthropoda; Malacostraca; Decapoda; Cambaridae.